AUGUCUCUCACUGGGUUCAUCGGGCUCGGCAACAUGGGCGGCCAUAUGGCUCGCAACUUGCUCAAAAAUGGAAAGAAAUUGAUUGUCUAUGAUGUUAAUAAGCAAGUUGUAGAUCAAUUCAAGUCAGAAGGGUGUGAAGUGGCCACCCAUCCAGCAGACAUCGCCGCCGCUUCCAAAGAAAUUGUGACGGUUUUGCCGAGCUCGCCACACGUAAAAGCUGUCUAUCAAGGAGAAAAUGGCAUUUUCAAAACAAUCCAGCCGGGAACUCUCUGUAUGGACUCGUCGACUAUCGAUCAAGUUGUGACGUUAGAAGUUGCUCAAGCGGCGGCUCUCCUCAAGGCAGAGUACAUUGAUGCACCGAUUUCUGGUGGUGUCACUGGCGCCCAACAAGCGACUCUCACAUUCAUGGUCGGCGCCGGCAACGACGAGACAUUCGCCCGUGCGAACGCAGUGCUCAGUCUGAUGGGAAAGAAUAUUGUGAAUCUAGGAGCCGUCGGAAACGGAACGGCCGCCAAGAUCUGUAACAACAUGUUACUCGGAAUUCAGAUGGUCGCUGUGGCGGAGACGAUGAAUUUGGGAAUGUCGAUGGGUCUCGACGCGAAAGCUCUCGCUGGAAUCAUUAAUACGUCGUCGGGUCGUUGCUGGUCAUCGGAUACCUAUAAUCCAGUACCAGGAGUUCUUCCAAACAUUCCAUGUGCUAAGUUACUCUCAUUCCUCGACAAUCUGCAAUCAACGCUCCGCACAUCGGGAUUCAACGAGCAGAGUGUGUCGGAAGUGAUGCAGGCCAUGCAGGUUCUCGCCAAAUACAACAUCAUGGGCCUAGGCCUCGGACUCGGCGUCGCCGCGAUGGCCCAAAUGCGUACCGGACAGGAAUCCCAGAUGACGGCGAAUCACGGAUCGGCUGGUUUCGGUGAUGGAUACGGUGGCGGUGUGCAGGGUGGUGGACAAGGCGGUGGUGGACAAGGAGGUCAGGGAGGACCACAAGGAGAUCAGGUUAGACGACUACUUGAUAUGAUGGAACCGAAUGGAAGAGGAGGAGAUAAUGAUUUUCGAGAGAAGAGACAAGCGGUCAGACGGCGGAGAUAUUGA
Messenger RNA from Caenorhabditis remanei, 1089 nucleotides. RefSeq lists its product as uncharacterized. NCBI's taxonomy places the organism in Eukaryota, Metazoa, Nematoda, Chromadorea, Rhabditida, Rhabditidae. The record is from RefSeq and is a predicted model, not a curated record. The transcript is spliced from 6 exons. Gene Ontology annotation, biological process: L-valine catabolic process. The coding region runs from base 1 to 1089 and encodes 362 amino acids. Gene Ontology annotation, molecular function: 3-hydroxyisobutyrate dehydrogenase activity; NADP binding; NAD binding. Gene Ontology annotation, cellular component: mitochondrion.